AUGGAAACACAAGUUAGAAGUGUUGUUGUGAUAUUGUUCGUAUUUGCUCUUAUUUUCAUAGAAUUGGGAGUUGGUGUUGGGUUGCAAAUCAGUAGAGAUGAUCAUCAAUCAAAUGUAAGCUGCACAGAGGUUGAGCUUAAAGCUCUUCUCGAGUUGAGGGAAUCUCUCAUUGAUCAUUCAAAUCGUUUGUCGUCAUGGGUUGGAGAAUACUGUUGUACGUGGACGGGAGUGGGCUGCAGCAAGAGGACACGCAGAGUCGUCAAGCUUGAUCUACCCAAUUAUGAUGGAGCCAUGUUGCAAGGUGAGAUAAGUCCUUCUAUUCUCAAUCUGAGGCAUUUGCAUUACAUCAACUUGAGCUUUAAUAAUUUUUCAGGAACCCAAAUUCCAGAAUUCCUAGGCUCCCUUAAGAACCUAAGAUAUCUUGACCUCUCUGAUUCACAUUUUGAGGGGCAAAUUCCCCCCCAAUUUGGAAACCUCUCCAACUUGCAACAUCUCAAUCUUGGCUUCAACAAUUUACGAGGUCCAAUUCCUGAUACUCUUGGAAGCCUGUUAUCUCUCACUUUUCUUGAUCUCUCGUUGAAUAGUUUUGACUCCCAAAUUAUGCCUAGUUGGUUGUGUAAAAUGAGCAGCCUUGUUCAUUUGGGACUCUCUGAUGUAAGUUACGGAGGUCCAAUUCUUCCUUGCCUUUGCAACUUGACUUCUCUCACAGUCCUUGAUCUCUCUUGGAAUAGUUUUCAAGGUUCAGUCCCAAGUGAGAUAGGCAAUCUUACACAACUUACUGUCCUUGACCUCUCUCACAACAAGUUAGAAGGUGAAAUACCAAACACCAUAAGGAAUCUCUGCAGCUUGCACAGUUUCAAUUUGUCUUCUAACGAGUUCACCGGAGAGGUACCAUUUUUUCAGGGAAAUAAAUCUACUUGCCUCCAAAAAAGUUUAAAGGAGUUAUAUCUUUAUUCAAACAAGUUUAGUGGUUUUCUGCCAAAUCAGUUGGGAGAGUUUAAGAUGCUAGAGGAGUUAGAUGUCUCUAAUAAUUUAUUUAGUGGUCCAAUCCCAGCAUCAAUUGGAAGACUGUCAUCAUUAAGGUUUUAUAUGCAUCUGGUAAUCAGUUGA
Cornus florida is the source of this 1110-nucleotide messenger RNA. RefSeq names its product receptor-like protein 43. The record is from RefSeq and is a predicted model, not a curated record. NCBI's taxonomy places the organism in Eukaryota, Viridiplantae, Streptophyta, Magnoliopsida, Cornales, Cornaceae. The transcript has a single exon. The coding region runs from base 1 to 1110 and encodes 369 amino acids. Gene Ontology annotation, molecular function: protein binding.